CUACGCUGGGCGCUGUGUUUGGUGUAACUUCCUGCCUCAGUGCCCAAAUCCGAGAGAAACCGGAUGAUCCCUUGGACUACUUCAUAGGAGGCUGCGCAACGGGAGCUGUCUUGGGUGCCAGAGCUCACAGUUACAUGACCGGAACCACUGCAUGUUUGGGGUUUGGAAUCACCGCUGCUCUCAUCAAGAUCGGUAACAAGGAGGGCUGGAGGAUGACGGGACCCCCCAAGCUGUAA
This is a messenger RNA of Mesitornis unicolor (brown roatelo), 236 nucleotides long. It is a transcript of the gene NDUFA11, whose product is annotated as NADH dehydrogenase (ubiquinone) 1 alpha subcomplex, 11, 14.7kDa. Lineage: Eukaryota; Metazoa; Chordata; Aves; Mesitornithiformes; Mesitornithidae. The record is from RefSeq and is a predicted model, not a curated record. The annotation marks the transcript as partial. Gene Ontology annotation, biological process: mitochondrial respiratory chain complex I assembly. The transcript has 2 exons.